This is a messenger RNA of Polychytrium aggregatum, 408 nucleotides long. RefSeq names its product Sybindin-like protein. The record is from RefSeq and is a predicted model, not a curated record. Lineage: Eukaryota; Fungi; Chytridiomycota; Chytridiomycetes; Polychytriales. Gene Ontology annotation, biological process: endoplasmic reticulum to Golgi vesicle-mediated transport. Gene Ontology annotation, cellular component: TRAPP complex. The coding region runs from base 1 to 408 and encodes 135 amino acids. The transcript has 3 exons.
AUGAUCCACUCGCUGUACAUCAUCAGCAAGGCCGGAGGGCUGAUCUACCAAAAAGAUUUUAGCGACGGCCUCGCCACCAUCACCCCCAACGAAUAUCUGGUCCUGGCAGGCACUUUUCAUGGCGUCCACGCAAUCACCUCAAGAUUGUCGCCCGUCAAUUCAGAGGGGUCUGGAAUCGAGGUUCUGGAGGCCGAUUCAUUUCGAUUUCACUGCUUCCAGACACUAACGGGGACCAAGUUCCUGGUCGCCACCGAUCUGAUCCAGGCCAACGUCGACGUCGUGAUGCGGCGCAUCUACGACUGCUACUCGAGCUAUGCCAUGAAGAACCCGUUCUACAACCCCGACAUGCCCAUUCGUGCCGAGCUGUUCGACUCCAAUAUCCAAAAGAUCAUCAAGUCGUCCGUUUAG